AUGUUCGCCGAGGCGUUCGAGGAAGCCGAAGCGGCGGUCGAAGCCGAAGUCGUCGAAGUCGUCGAAGACGUCGUCGCGAAGCGAGACGGCGCGGCGGUCGGGGCGGUUCUGGUUCCGGCCGCGUGCGUCGUCGCCGUCGCGGCGCUCGCGUGCGUGACGUAUGCACAGCGGUACGCGUUAAUGUUGUGGGCGACGAAGGCGUUGGAUCAGUGGGAGGCGAACGAUCCAAACUUUCCGAGCAAGCAGCUGCGAUGGCAACAACUCUUGGACGAGGAGGUGAGCAAGAGGGAGGCUUUGAACGAGGAAUGGCUCGAGCGAUUACAGGCGGAAAAGGCGAAAACCAAAGCGAACGCGGAUGAGAUGCAACAGCGCAUCGAAGAAGAACGCGCGCUCGCGCUGGACAUGCGCGCGAACGCGACGGCUCUGGAAACCGAGUUCAGAGCGCUCAUCGACGAACAACGCGCCGCCUCUGGGGCGCGCGAAGAAGAGUUACACGGACGCAUCGUCGAGGAACAGGCCAAGUUCGCGAGUCUUUCCGCGGAGGCUGGAUCUCUCCGCGAGCAAAUCAGUUCGCUCGAGGCGCAGUUGACGAGGAAGUCGGAUUCAUCAAACGACUUGAAAGAAGAGCUACUCUCGGCGCGACGGGCUGAAGAAGUCGUCAAAUCCGAACUCGCCGGCGUGUGUGCGGCGAAGGAUGCGCUCGCGCGACAGCUCGACGAAGUGCGUACGAAUCUCACGUGGGAAACUUCGAAGGCGAGCGAGCUCGAGGAACAGCUCAGCGCGCUCAAGUCUGAGCUCGCCAGCGCUCGCGACGCGAGGGCCGAACUUGAGCGAGAGCUCGAAGGCGCCCGCGCUAACCUCGCCGUUGAGUCGUCGAACGAGCACGAGCUCGAAGAACAGCUCAGUGCGCUCAAGUCUGAGCUCGCCAGCGCUCGCGACGCGAGGGUCGAACUUGAGCGAGAGCUCGAAGGCGCCCGCGCUAACCUCGCCGUUGAGUCGUCGAACGAGCACGAGCUCGAAGAACAGCUCAGUGCGCUCAAGUCUGAGCUCGCCAGCGCUCGCGACGCGAGGGUCGAACUUGAGCGAGAGCUCGACGCCAUGCGCGACGGAUUUGAAGCACAACUCGAGGCGCAGAAAGGCGCUGGCGCCGAUAUGAAACUCGAAUCAGAGCGUCUCGAGGAACUGGUCGCGAAAUUGAAGAACGAAAUCGAGGCGAACAGUGUGCUUCGCGAGCGAAUGCAAACCGAAAAGCAAGCGGAAGACUCCUACGUGACGGCCCUCAACGAGGAGAUUGAGGCUUUGCGCUUGGAGUUGCACGCGGCGCAAGCGCACGCGGCGCAAGCGCUCGGGCAGUACGCUGAACUUGAUUCUGCGCUACCAAAGAUCAUCGACGCAGUCGACCGCUUGCGCAGUCUUACGAGCAUGGUAAACGAAGAUAGCCCGAUCGUAGAGCACACGUUCAGCGUCGCCGACGUACCACCACCGCAGCCGAACGAGUUCCUCGUCAUCGUCGGUUCAUGGAAUGACUGGGAUCUCGCCACGGGCGUCGCGAUGUCGUACGACCCCGAUGGCAGCUGGAAAGCGCUUGUUGAGCUUCAGUCUGACAUCGUGUACGAGUAUAAGGUUUGUGUUUGUUCGGGGUCCGAUGAAGAGCGCGUGCCCCAGGCCUGGCAAUCCGGCGCAAACUCGGCGUUUGCGAUCGCCUCCUCGUUGAUCAACGAACAAGGUUUAGCGCCUAAGGCGACGGUGAUGAGUCACUGGGUCGCAGAUCCUGCGAACGCGCCAAUUAUGAUGUUCGGUCCCGACGGCGAAAAGUUCACGUUGAGCUCCACUCAACUCAUGACCGAUCUUCCUGCUAACUUAAUCACGGACACGCUCGAGGAUCUGUCGCACGUCAUCUCCGAGGUGACGAGGGGAAUCGACAACGACAUCCUCAAUACCAAGCAGCACGCGGCGACGGCUUCGCGUUAA
Molecule: messenger RNA, 1971 nt
Organism: Ostreococcus lucimarinus CCE9901
Lineage: Eukaryota; Viridiplantae; Chlorophyta; Mamiellophyceae; Mamiellales; Bathycoccaceae
Exons: 1
Coding region: 1-1971 (656 amino acids)
Molecular function (GO): starch binding
Source: RefSeq, a predicted model, not a curated record